UUGAAAUUGAUGACAAAUUAAUGAGUAGUUUAAAAAAAUUACAAAAAAACUUACAAUAUGAUAAAGUAGUAUCAGCAAGUUUGGAUAAAUUUUUUAAUAAUUAAUUCUUAACAUUUAUGUAAUUAAUAAUUGCGUAUUGCGUUUAUAAAAAUAAUAAAUUACAUAGUAUAAUUUAUAAAUUGUUAUAAUAACAUCUCGUUAUAAUGACAAAAAUUUUUGGUACCGGACAUGUCAUUAUAACGGGCGGCAUUUGUAGUACUCUUUCCUUUAUUAAUGAAUUUUUCUUAUCUUUUAUAUUAAAUCACAUUUCUAAAAAUUUUGUUAAUUCUUUUAAUUUUAUAAUCUCUAAAUCUUAUUUUUAUAAUCAAAUAUAUUGGCAGAUAUUUGUUCUUAUGCAACCUACUUUUCUCCUCCCCCCCAUUUUGACGCGUUUUUGAUAUGUGAAUUAAAUAAUGCUAGGCCGCCUACUUUUCUCCUCACAAAAGGGACUUUCGUUUUAAGAAUGGGAAAUCUUUAUAGUUAGAACGAUAUAAGUCCAUUUUUCUUAAUUAAAAGAACUUUUACUUAAAGGAAUAAAAGAAACUAAAUUCAGGAAGAUGAAAAUUUUAAAAU
Molecule: messenger RNA, 612 nt
Organism: Rhizophagus irregularis DAOM 181602=DAOM 197198
Lineage: Eukaryota; Fungi; Glomeromycota; Glomeromycetes; Glomerales; Glomeraceae
Source: RefSeq, a predicted model, not a curated record